Messenger RNA from Belonocnema kinseyi, 2123 nucleotides. Its product is annotated as inactive pancreatic lipase-related protein 1-like. Gene Ontology annotation, biological process: lipid metabolic process. Lineage: Eukaryota; Metazoa; Arthropoda; Insecta; Hymenoptera; Cynipidae. Gene Ontology annotation, molecular function: protein binding; lipase activity. The coding region runs from base 95 to 1639 and encodes 514 amino acids. The record is from RefSeq and is a predicted model, not a curated record. The transcript has 7 exons.
GGUAUGCUGUUUCGGCAAUCUGCUCUCAUGAUCAGCUCGUAAAAUAAAUAAUUAACAAAGAGUCUUUGUUUAGACGUUAUUAUUUCUUUACAAAAUGGCAGAUCCAGUUGCUAAGAAAUUUCGGAAAGACACUGACAAUAAAACGGAGAAGAAUGAGAGUUUAGGGCAAAUAAUAGAAUUCGGUUAUCACUUUCGACUAGAUCUAACCUAUGAUGUUGUCAGGCUAAUUUUUAAGUUUUUGAAUGGAAAAGAUUUGAGCAGCGCAGGAAGUGUGUGCAGAUGUUGGCGGGAUGCAGCAAUAAAUGAAUUUAAGACAAGAGGUCCCUCAUAUCUACGAACAAAUGUAGACACAAAUAACGCAUUAAGUGAUCAUUAUAUGGGCUCAAAAAUCGUAGACAGCUUACGAAUAAAGCCGAAGUUAGGAAUUUUUUUUACAGGCGAUGUUGAGAGUAGUAUAUUUGACUCCUUGAAAGUUUCAGAUUGUUAUUGUUCACAAUUACCACCAUCUUGUGAUACUCUAAUGCUACGUACUUACGGUGCUGUAUUAGAUGAAAUUGAAUUAGAUAAAAACGAUAUUGCGUGCGUCUUUGUUCCGAUUAUUCCCAAAAUGAAAAUCAAGACUUUUUCUAUCGAUGCUACACAGGGUACUACAAACCGUAAAAAUAUGCUCGCAAAAGUUCAAGAUUGGAUAGCGAAAAAUUCCGGAUUUGGAAAGAACGAGACGUCAAAAUGUGUAAUGGUAUUCUCUGAUGGUGAAAAUUAUACACUUGCUACUAAAAUACUAGAAUCUAUAAAAUACAAAACUAACCCGAAAAGUGGAAUACCUCUCUUUCUGAAUGAUGUUGAGACCCUAAAGAAUUCGGAAUUUUCCCCCUCUAAAAAGACGAAAUUUAUUACCCAUGGAUGGAAAUCAAGCGCUUUGAGCACCAGUCAAGUUGAUAUGAAGAAUGCCUACUUAGAACACGGUGACUUUAAUGUGUUCCUGGUAGACUGGCAGCCUUUAGCAGCAAGUACAUUUUAUCUUGGGCCAAUGCGAAAUACAGAAAAGGUUGGACAAGAUGCAGGGCAGUUUAUUGAUUUUCUAAUCCGAGUAACUGGACUCAAUCCGCAAUUUAUUCACUUCAUAGGUCAUUCGCUUGGAGCACAUGUAGCAGGAAAUGCAGGCAGUGCCACAAGAUCAGGAAGAAUUGGAAGAGUGACAGGGCUUGAUCCUGCUCUUCCAGGAUUCCAUAUAUUCACCACGAAAAAGGAACGACUCGAUCCGACUGAUGCAAAUUUCGUUGAUGUUAUUCAUUCGUGCGGUGGAGUUCUAGGUUUUCUAAAACCAUUGGGACAUGUUGACUUCUAUCCUAAUGCUGGAACAGCAGUGCAGCCUGGUUGUUGUUGUGUUCCUGAAGUCAUGGAGGCUUGCAGUCAUGGAAGGUCUUACGCGUACUACACUGAAAGCAUUAACGCAAAAAAUGGUCUACUGGCCACAAGAUGCAGUUCUUGGGACCAGUAUAUUAAUAGAAAUUGUGAUAAUGAACAUGCAGUACACAUGGGAGAACACGUGGAUCAAUCUGCAGCAGGAUCGUAUUUUUUGAAAACAAGAGGUGAAGCACCUUUUGCUUAUGUCGAAGACGUGGAUAACAAAUUGUAAUCAGACAAAAAUUAGAAAGCCAGUUUAGGCUUUAAGACUUAAAAAGAAGUCCAGUCGAAAUCGAACGAAAAAUAUAAAAGUUUGUGUGUUGGAAUGUAAAUUUUAUCUACGUUAUAUAACACAUGUAUUCGUUAGCUGCUCAGCGGAUUAAGAUAUUAUUUCAAUCCAAAAACUCGAAGUUAAAAUCAAAUAAUUAUUAAUAAAUUUGGGUUAUAGACCGUCUAUUUACCUAAUCCCUUAUAAAAUUUUAACAUUGCUAUAGGUCGAGAAAUAUACCAUAACAGAAUUAUUUGUAUAUAAGCUUCACUUUCUUUUUAUAUAAUUUAUCAGGAAUGAUUUUGAUUUUCUCAUACAGUAUUAUCGCCUUUAUAAAAAUCCGAUAAGGAAAAUAGAUAUUAAAAUUUAUAACAGCUGGACGAGAUAUAUCUAAGAUUUUACAGGUUGAUACCAGCUAAUUUCUGGAUUAAUAAAGCCCAAAUUUCAA